Spizellomyces punctatus DAOM BR117 is the source of this 2170-nucleotide messenger RNA. RefSeq lists its product as uncharacterized. Bases 32 to 2035 code for a protein of 667 amino acids. Gene Ontology annotation, cellular component: nucleus. The transcript has 6 exons. Gene Ontology annotation, biological process: DNA-templated transcription; regulation of DNA-templated transcription. Lineage: Eukaryota; Fungi; Chytridiomycota; Chytridiomycetes; Spizellomycetales; Spizellomycetaceae. The record is from RefSeq and is a predicted model, not a curated record. Gene Ontology annotation, molecular function: DNA-binding transcription factor activity, RNA polymerase II-specific; DNA binding; zinc ion binding.
AGCUGUUCGUCAUUUGUCAAGCGGUUUGGACAUGGAGCAGUCGGGUGCUUCGAGGAGCACGCAGAAAGUGAAGCAUAAACCUUUUGCAGAGAAACCGGACGAAGUGUGGGCGUGCGACAGAUGUUAUCGGAUUCGAAGAAAGUGUGACUCGGCCAGACCAUCAUGUGGAGCAUGUGCGGCCCGUGGAAGGAUAUGCGUGUAUAGUCCACAUAGUCGCUCUCGGGACCGUGGGGCCAGCGGAAGUCGAAGUCAGAAUCGGGGAGGCCGACGCUAUGAUCGAACGGCCUAUAUCCGGAUGCUGGAGUCCAGAGUGAGAGAGUUGGAGGAAAUAUUGAUCGGUAGUAGUAGUGACACUAGCCGGGAGAGCGGCGAAAAUGAUACCUUGGUAUCAGAGAAGCCACAAAACGCGACCUGUCCGCCGAUCAGCGUCACGGGCCCGGAGACCGCUUUAGACGGGAACGAUGCGAUCGUUGCAGGAGUCUCGAACCUCUCCAUCCGCUCCCCUGCUCUCAUUGCGAGUAACGUCCCCUAUAACAUGAUGUGCCCUUACGCUGUGGGCCCAAUACUGGAAGGACCGAUUGCCGACUGUGUUUCAUCGCCAGAAGUGAUCAGACACCUAGCCCAAGUGUUCUUUGAGUGUUAUUACAGCGCCGCCACCAUGCUACCGUUUCAUGAGGCAACGUUUAUGCGAUCGUUACAUCGACAGCCCAUGUUUGUGGUUAUGUCGAUAUGUGCCUGCGCAGCACCAUUAUCUGACCAUCCGGCGCUCAAGGCGUACGCCGAAGCAAGAGGCUUGCCACCGUACAUCGCCGCAGAAUAUUUCUUUUGGAAAGCACGUUCGAUGAUCCCACAAUUGCUAGAGACACCGAACCUUGACACCGUUUUAGGGCUUGGAAUGCUUUCCAGUUCCGCGAACACGCUCGGGUUAGUCAGUGCUCGGAAUUCAAUCCUCGCUUUGUGCAUUCGAAUGGCAAUGGAACUUCGUUUGAACGUGGAUCCAGAUAUUGUUUCGGUGCAUGGUCCGUUGACGUUUCUGCAAAAGGAAACUCGUCGGCGGAUUUGGUCUUGUCUCUGGUUUUUGGAAGCUGUUGACACGAGCAUGAUGGAUCUGCCACCUAUUAUCAAGGAUGAGGAUAAACCGGUGGUUGAAAUAGAUAAUGUCCCUCGCUUUGGUGAUUCUGUGCAUCACUGGGCUGUAAAGUUUCCGGGCACCGAGUCGACGUGGCAGAGCAUCAUGGACGAAAACGACGAGCCACCCGUAUCGAAUGAAACUGAGCCUGACUCGAUGACAUUAUGGAUUGUUGUGGUUCAAAUAUGGACCAAGGCUUUCAAGUUUGCAGGAACGAUUGGCACGAUGGUGCAACGGGCUAUCGACGACGGCCGGCGAGAUCGCAUGGCCAACGAACAGGUGAGCCCUGCGGGCGGCCCAGAGGCGCUUGCGAAGAUUCUAGAAGAACGUCGCAAAACGCGGGCAGAGCUUGAACAAGCAUUAGUCAACUGGAUGAACUCGACACCAAGUUGGUUCCAUAACAUUGACAAGUGGGAUCACUUUGCUCUCUCUCUCGUGUCCAAAUCACCUCCACCCUGGAACACCCUCCACGCGCAUUUAUAUUAUCAUUGUGGCUUUAUCCUUCUCCAUCUUCCAACUGUACUCGAAUCCCAUUAUCAUCCCAGCGAGAAUGGAUUGUCAGAGUCUGCUGGCGCGGCGUACGCAAUAUGUCUCGAUCAUGCUCGUAGAAUUGCCCAUUUAUUGCGUAAAGCCAUUCGACUCGACCCAGACGCGAAGCUCAUCGGCUAUUAUAGCAUGUGGUGUGUGUAUUAUUCGGCGUUGAUUCUGAUAAUGGCUACAAAGACGACCGUUGUUGAGGAGGAACUGGCACAAGUGCAAAAUGACUUGCAGGUUCACUUGAACUGCCUUCGUCAAGUGGGCCGACGGCGAUAUUUGAUAAAGCACAUGGAGGAGAAUCUCCUGAACAUAAUAGCGGAAGGGGAGAAAGCAAAUGGACCUAUUCUUGCGGGAUGGAGUCGGCAAUAACCUGCUACAGCCAAUGCUAAAACUAGCCAAUACCCGGACUAAUUCUGUAUGUAGCUUGCACUUUUUUGAAUUAUAGAUUAGUUUUGGGAUGAUCCAAGAAUGCCUGUUAUUUAUUUGUAACUUAGUUCAGUAUCA